Molecule: messenger RNA, 1650 nt
Organism: Medicago truncatula (barrel medic)
Lineage: Eukaryota; Viridiplantae; Streptophyta; Magnoliopsida; Fabales; Fabaceae
Product: amino acid transporter AVT1G
Exons: 10
Coding region: 111-1472 (453 amino acids)
Biological process (GO): amino acid transmembrane transport
Cellular component (GO): vacuolar membrane
Molecular function (GO): L-amino acid transmembrane transporter activity
Source: RefSeq, a predicted model, not a curated record
AACAAGUGUGUGUGAAGAAGGUACAAGUCCAAUAAAGUAUCUGCAUCACAUGUCAUCAUAAAAAAUUAAGGAAAUGAUUGAUUAAUUCUAACUAAAACUUUUAUGAAUUGAUGUCUUUAUUUGGAUCAAAUUUUAACAUUAUAUUCCACAACUCACUAAAUUUGUUUCAUAUUAUAUUCCUAAUGAGAAUGGGUUCAACAUGGAAGAGUAGUUAUCUCUCUAAGGAAAACCAAGAUGAUUCUAACUCUUUAACUAUACCUUUUGUUUCUGAGAAAACUUCAACCCCAAGGCAAUGUUCCUUUGCACGAUCAGUAAUUAAUGGAACCAAUCUACUAUGUGGGAUAGGACUUAUGACUAUGCCAUAUGCAGUAAAAGAAGGAGGGUUUUUGAGCCUUGCAUUACUGUUACUGUUUGCUGUCAUUUGUUGCUAUACUGGAAUUUUAUUGAUGAGAUGUUUACAAAGCUACCCUGGACUCGACACUUAUCCGGAUAUUGGCCAAGCUGCUUUUGGAUACGCCGGUCGCUUGGGGAUCGCGAUCAUUUUAUCCUUGGAACUAUUUGGUGCUUCUGUUGAGUUUUUAACACUUGUAAGUGAUAAUCUCUCUGCACUUUUCCCCAACACCAGCAUGAUCGUAGCCGGCACUGAACUUAGUACGCAUCAAGUUUUCACCAUUGCCGCAGCUCUUCUUGUUUUACCAACGGUUUGGUUGAAAAAUCUAAGCCUGCUUUCAUAUAUUUCAGUUGGAGGAAUAUUUGCAACAGUAAUUGUAGCACUUUGUUUGUUCUGGGUUGGUGCAAUUGACCAAGUUGGAUUUAUUAAUCCAGGAAACAAACUUUUAGACAUUAAAAACAUAUCUGUAUCAAUUGGUCUCUUUGGUUUUGCAUUUACUGGCCAUGCAGUUUUUCCAAACGUCUACUCUUCCAUGAAGGAUCAAUCCAAAUUCCCAUUAGUUCUAUAUAUCAGUUUUGCUAUUAGUGUUAUUAUGUACACCAGUGUAGGAGCAGUUGGCUAUUUAAUGUUUGGUGACAAAAUUGAAUCCCAGUUUACCUUAAACAUGCCCAAAGAGUUAUAUGCAUCACAGAUAGCAAUUUGGACAACUGUUGUGACUCCUUUGGCAAAAUUUGCCUUAAUAUUAUUGCCUGUUGCAUCAAGCAUAGAGGAACUUGUCGUCCCUUCUCCUAGGCUAAGAUGUUAUGCUAUGUCUCUUUUUAUUAAAACAACUUUAGUGUUUUCAAGUUUAUUUGUGGCCCUCUCUUUUCCAUAUUUUGGUUCUGUCAUGGCUCUAAUUGGUUCUCUAAUGUCAAUGCUAGUUUCACUUAUAUAUCCUUGUGCAUGUUAUCUUAAGCUACAUAGUGGCAGAUUAUCAACUAUGCAGAUAACAAAUUGCAUUUUGAUUAUUAUUGUGGGGGUGAUAAGUGGUAUCAUAGGAACAUACUCAGCUACUUCAAGAAUAUUUGGCGAUGGAGAUUAAAUGAUAGUGUUAUUUUCUUUGUAAAACUCACUUCUUUUCUUGGCUUGUGUUGGAUAUUUUUAGACUUGUAAGACAAAAUUGUUUGUUUAUGCUUUAUGUGGUUUGAACAAGCUAUCUUGAUCUGUAAUCAUGAGAGAAGGAUUAUAAUUAUAUGCUUGUGAAUUGUGAGAAUGAGCAU